AUGGCGAAGUAUCUUCAAAACCCUUUCAAUAAUGGCGAUGUAUUUAGAUUGCCCAAUUUUGUGUACAUAAUUCCAGGUAAUCGACAGUUGUUGAGACGAAUUUUCACAAAUUUUGUUUCAGAAUAUCUUGGUCACCUAGCUAUCUUGAUUUCACUUGAUGUGAAUCCAGAUGAAGACAUAAUCGAGGAAGUUCCUACCAACGAAAUGAACUCUUAUGGUAAUUAUUUACCUCACCGUGCAGUGAUAAAACUAAGCAGCAGCACUACUCCAAUUCGUCCGGUGUUUGACGCUUCAGCGAGAUUAGCAAAUUAUCCAUCUUUGAAUCAGUGCUUGGAAUGUGGUCCUAAUCUCAUUGAGCUUAUUCCAAAUAUUCUUCUUCGAUUCAGAGAGGGACAGCUUGGCGUUAUAGCUGACAUCAGGAAAGCUUUUCUGCAAAUUAGUAUUCGUAAAGAGGAUAGAGACUUCCUUCGGUUUUUGUGGUGGGAAAAUAGAGAAGAAAAGAAAUUGAGAGUUUUUCGUCACACAAGAGUUGUUUUUGGGGUAAAAUGUAGCCCUUUUCUUUUAGCUUCAGUAAUUGAGUACCAUAUUCAAAAAUGUGAAGGAUUUGAAAAAUCUUUGAAGAAAAGACUUUUGGAGAGUUUCUACAUUGAUAAUGUCGUUACUAGUGUCGACAGUAAAGACCAAUUAGAUCGAUUCAUUGACAAUUCUAAAACCUUGAUGGCAAAAGGUGGUUUUGAUCUUAGAGAAUGGGAAUGGUCUGGCGACUGUGAAACUAAUUCAAAGGAAGAAACUCAGGUAUUAGGUCUUAUUUGGAAUAAGAAAUUAGACACUUUGAAAAUUAACAUGAAAUGGCUGGAUGGCAUUAAUGUGGAAAAAGUAACUAAAAGGAGUAUGUUAUCUACAGUACAUAAAGUAUUUGAUCCUUUUGGAUUCACUGCACCAGUGAUGCUCUGUCCGAAAAUAAUGCUACAAAAGGCAUGGACAUUAGGUACAAGUUGGGAUGAAGAAGUAACUGGUGAGCUUCGUAAAGAAUUUCUACAGUGGUUUCAAGAACUUAAGCAUUUGUCUGACAUACAGAUUCCUAGGUGUGUUCAAGCAUCUUCAAAAGAUAUAAGCAACUGCACUAUUCAUACGUUUGUUGAUGGAAGCAAAGAUGCAUAUGCUGCUGUUACAUUCCUUAGAAUAGAAAAUAAUGGUCGAAUCGAGCUAUUUCUACUUGCAGCGAAAUCUCGAGUGGCUCCUUUAAGAGGCACAACUAUCCCAAGAAUGGAACUUCUUGCGGCGGUGAUUGGAGCGAGGCUAGCGAAUUCAGUUGUUGAAGCUCUUGGUUGGAAAAAUGUUACGAUAUAUUACUGGAGUGAUUCUACAACAGUGCUUGCAUGGAUAUUACGAGAAGAAAAUUGGUCUGUCUUCGUUAGGAACAGAGUCCAAGAGAUAAGGAAGUUGAGUAAUCCUACAUCAUGGAGACACAUACCUGGUGAUAAGAAUCCGGCAGAUUUACCUUCCAGGGGCUGCAAGGCAAAACAUCUAGUCUCCCUAAGAUGGUGGGAGGGUCCACAAUGGAUGAAAAAUGCUUUUGAAUUUCAAAACAUUAUGGGUUCCACCAACCAUGAUUGGAAUGAAGAAGAGAUUAGAAAGGAAAAGUCUAAGACGACUUUUAUAUUAUCAAAUAAUGAAGCCCGUGGUGUUGCAAACUGGUACUACAGAUAUUUUUCGAACUAUGAUAGAAUAGUUCGUCUUGUUGCAUGGAUCCUCCGCUUCAUGAACAACUGCAAAAAUAUAACUGAGAAGAAGCAUGAAGAAGAAAAGAGAUUAAAAACCCUACAAGUAUUUAAAGACGAUCGUGGCAUCAUCCGUUUGAAAACUAAAAUUAUUUAUCGCAAGGACAGUGAAGAUUUUCUUAAACCUAUUGUUCUUCCUCCGAAUCAUGAAGUGGUAAAGCGGUUAAUCUAUAAUGCUCACGUUAAGAACUGUCAUGCUGGAGUCCAGAUACUAUUGAAUGCACUUAGAGAAAAGUACUGGAUCCUAAAUGGAAGAAAAGCGGUGAAACAUGUGGUGGCCAAUUGCAUUACGUGUAAAAGAUAUAGCUCAAAGAACAUAGAAGUUAUAAGUCCCCCCCUUCCAGAAAAUAGAGUAAAGGAUGCUGCGGUGUUUCAGAUAACUGGCGUUGAUAUGGCUGGACCUUUAUUCCUUAAAGACAAGAAGAGCUGGGUUCUGAUUUUUACUUGUGCAGUGUACAGAGCAGUUCAUUUCGAGCUUGUUACUGCUGCAUCGACUGAUGUUUUUUUAAUGGCCUUUAGGAGAUUUGUUUCUCGCAGAGGAAGAUGCACAACAAUAUACUGCGAUAAUGGCUCCAAUUUUGUUGGAGCAGCCAACUAUUUAAAACAACUGGAUUGGAGCCGCAUCCAAAAAUAUGGAGCAAUAAACUCUAUUGACUGGAAGUUUAAUCCUCCAACUGCUGCCUGGUGGGGCGGAUGGUGGGAGAGAUUAAUUAGAAUUUUAAAAGAUCUUUUGAAGAAAGUGUUAGGACAGGCACGUCUCAAUUAUGAGGAGAUGAUAACGGUUUUGGCAGACUGCGAGCGUGUAAUCAACUCAAGACCUCUAACUUACAUUUGCGAAGAGGAAGCUAUAAAACCAAUUUCUCCAUCGAUGUUCAUACAAGAUGUGCAUGAAUGCAAUCUUCCUGAUAUAGAUGCUGUAGAGCAAAAUUCUGUGAGCAAUAGAUUCAAAUACAGACAAGCAGUGCUUAAAGACUUAAGAAAUCGCUUCAGAUCUGAGUAUUUGGCUUUGUUUUUACCCACAACUUUCGAAAUAGCAAACCGUGCACAGAAUGGAUAUACCAUGUACAUGAAAUGGACAUUCAAUCGCUAUCAGCACAAGAUAGUGUACGAUAUCUACAAGAUAUUUGAUAUUUCGAAUGCCAGAUAA
Argiope bruennichi is the source of this 2928-nucleotide messenger RNA. RefSeq lists its product as uncharacterized. The record is from RefSeq and is a predicted model, not a curated record. Lineage: Eukaryota; Metazoa; Arthropoda; Arachnida; Araneae; Araneidae. Bases 1 to 2928 code for a protein of 975 amino acids. The transcript is spliced from 4 exons. Gene Ontology annotation, molecular function: nucleic acid binding. Gene Ontology annotation, biological process: DNA integration.